UAAAGAAUGUCAAAAAUCCACAGUUAAAAAGAUCACACAAUCAAACAAAAUGGACGAAAUUGAUUACAGCAUAGCGUGCAAUGAGUCAUCGAAAGAAAAUAUAAACAUGAAGAAUAGCUCUUCGAUUUCAAUAAGUAGUUGCAAUAAUUAUACGAACCAUACCGAUUUGUACUUAGAAUCUACAAUUUUGUACGAUGUACCCAUCAGCAUUAUUGUUCUUCUGUCGAUGUUCUACGGAACGAUUUCCGUUAUGGCUGUGGUUGGCAACGCUUUAGUCAUAUGGAUAGUGACGUCAAGCCGACGGAUGCGCAACGUCACCAACCUGUACAUAGCGAAUUUGGCUCUUGCCGAUAUCGUAAUUGGACUGUUUUCAAUACCUUUUCAAUUUCAAGCGGCUCUGUUGCAACGGUGGAACCUGCCCGCGGUGAUGUGCCCGUUCUGCCCGUUCGUGCAGGUGCUCUCGGUCAACGUGAGCAUAUUCACCCUGACCGCGAUCGCGAUCGAUCGUCACCGGGCCAUCCUCAGUCCGCUCAGUGCAACACCGUCGAAGUUCCGUGCGAAAAUGUCAAUAGCCGCCAUAUGGGCAAUAGCAUUCGCGCUCGCCACGCCGAUGGCCGUCGCCCUCAGGGUACAGUUGAUCGAGUACGGGGACGGAGACGGCCGAAAGUUGGUGAAACCGUUCUGCUACAAUGUCCGACUUCCUGAAAGGACCAUGCUUUUCUACAGGGUAACGCUACUGUUCGUCCAGUACUUGGUACCCGUGGUCAUCAUAACGGUCGUCUACAUGCGAAUGGCGUUACGGUUGUGGGGAUCACACGCGCCGGGCAACGCGCAAGACAGCAGAGACGCAAAUUUGAUGCGUAACAAAAAGAAAGUAAGUGUACGCGAUGCCGAAAGCGUUGACUCGGAAAAAAAUAAAACGAAACGAAUAAAAUGUACCGUACGCCAAAACGGUACAACACGAAAGACAUAUUAUAACCCGCUAUUGUGGUCCGGCCGCGUUUGUGACCACCUGGCGAUAACACUACCCGUUCUUGGUCACGUCAGGAAUCCACAACUUACCAACCGCUUUUCAAAAAAAGUUACACUGCACAGUCAGAAUUUCAGAACCACUGAGAACCGUCUAAGGGACGGAGGAACAAAGUUUAAAGUUAUAAGGAAACUUCUAAAUUCGCGCUUCUUAAAAUAUAUUACCAAUACAACUUUUUUUCGGAAGGAAAUAAUGGUUCACUCUGACUUUUCGUGUGUGUAUCAUCGCUAUUCUUCUAACAAAAAAAAGAAAAAAUACAUUUACUUUUAUUCACUAGUAUAA
Messenger RNA from Sipha flava (yellow sugarcane aphid), 1312 nucleotides. Its product is annotated as RYamide receptor-like. Gene Ontology annotation, molecular function: neuropeptide Y receptor activity. Gene Ontology annotation, cellular component: membrane. The transcript has 6 exons. The coding region runs from base 50 to 1312 and encodes 420 amino acids. Gene Ontology annotation, biological process: G protein-coupled receptor signaling pathway. Lineage: Eukaryota; Metazoa; Arthropoda; Insecta; Hemiptera; Aphididae. The record is from RefSeq and is a predicted model, not a curated record.